CUAUGUGCGACUUCACUUUUGUUUUCAACCUCGAGCAUAAAGGACUUCACAGCACUUUGACGCACCUCACGCUCUUUGUGUGACCCGACGGUGUUUAACGCGACAUUUGACGUUAGGAUACUUUUGCAAGACCAAAGAUGAUUUUCGACAAACUGAAAAAGUUCGAGAUCGUGUUCGACUCGCCGGAGAUGGACUGUCCUCCGGUGUUCUGCAGCGGAGAUGUCGUGUCGGGGAAAGUCGUGUUGGAGCUCUCGGCCGAGAGUAAAGUACAGUCGAUAAAGUUGCACGCGGAAGGUUUCGCCAAAGUGCACUGGACCGAGUCUCGCAGCGCCGGGUCCAGCACCGCUUACACGCAAAACUACAGCGAUGAAGUGGAGUAUCUGAACCGGAGAGAAGUGCUUCUGCAGGCAGAUAAUGAAGAGCUGACGGUGCUUUCCGCUGGGAGACACGAGUACCCAUUCAGUUUCCAGCUUCCGGAAGAGACUCUGGUGACAUCUUUCGAAGGCAAGCACGGCAGCAUCCGCUACUGGGUGAAGGUUAAGCUGCAUCGUCCGUGGGCCACGGUGAAGAAGAUCAAGAAAGAGUUCACAGUCAUCGAGCCCAUCGACAUCAACACACCCAGUUUACUGGCUCCUCAAGCAGGAACAAAAGAGAAGAUGGCCCGCAUCUGGUACCGAAACUGUGGCCAGGUGUCCAUCACUGCAAAGAUAGACCGCAAGGGCUACACACCAGGGGAAGUCAUUCCGGUCUUCGCAGAGUUCGAUAACGGCACCUCACGAUCCGUGAUGCCUAAAGCGUACAUCACGCAGAAGCAGACUUUCAUUGCCAGGGGAACUAUGAAACAGAAACUCGCUGUGGUUGCAACGCUAUGCGGUGACAUAGUCGGCGCUCGCCGCAGGGAGACGUGGCACGGUCGAGCCAUCAAAAUCCCCCCAGUCGGCCCCUCCAUCCUGCAAUGUCGCAUCAUCAAAGUUGAAUACAUGCUCCGGGUGUGCGUGGACGUUCCUGGGACGUCUAAGCUUUCUCUUGAGCUUCCGCUUGUAAUGGGCACCAUCCCCCUCCAUCCGUUCGGCAGUCGCACGUCCAGCGUCAGCAGCCAGUACAGCAUGAACAUGGAAUGGUUUCGCAUGGCCAUCCCCGAGCAACCCGAGCCUCCUCCGGAGUACAGUUCUGUCGUCACGGAUGAGCAAAACAUCCAAAGCCGCACAGCGGAUCGACAAGAGGAAGACCUUAGUUCGGUUCUGGAGCGCCCCCUUAUGGCCUACGUCCAAGAGUUCAGAUUACGCCCCCCUCCGGUGUACUGCGAGGUGGAUCCGAACCCUCAACCCUUGUCCAUGCGUCCUCGCUGCAUGACCUGUUGAACACUCUGCUAGCCGAGCAUCGCGUGAUGUUUGAAAAAAAGUUUUGAUUCUACCGGACGAUUCUCUGAGACUGAGAUCGAUUCGAGCUGUUCACAUCCUUAUAGACCAUGCGUGGCUCCUGCAGAGGGCCAUAGCGAGGAGAUGUCCGGACUGGGCGAGGCGGCGCGCUUUCAUAAUAACAAAGAGGACAUUCAGGGCCGGGCUAAUAAAGCCCGUGCCGGUGUCCCGAAGAGCGAUCGGAUUCCGGUUUGUGCCUAGAACGGAUUUCGUAAAAUUUGGAGGUGAUGAUGAGUGAACUAGAGAACCCUCUUUGCAGAAGCCAUUCAGGAUGCUGCACAUAGUACCUUGCCUAAUAAUGCGAAAGUUGGUUUCCUGUAAAUAAGGUGGUGACUCUCUCUUACCCUUUAGAGAGCCGCGUGAUGCCUCGAAACGUACAGCCGCCCCACAACGCUUUCACAUUUGUGCUGAUUCAAGCCAAAGAGAUUCUGAUGUACAGGUCGAAAUGCUUCAAUAUCUGUGUGCGUUGGAAAUUCUAUGCAGAAGGGAAAACUAAAGCUUUGUCUGUGAGGAGAUUGCACAUGGAAAUCCUGCUCUUUCCCUUUUGGUAAAAAACACCUCCCGUCCAGUUUAAUCUGGGUGUAAGGCUUUUAUGUGGUUCGACGGAGGUCGAGUCAAUCUCCUCAAGGGUCUUAAUGUCUCAUUGAAUGUAACACAAGGCCAAAGGCAUAUGUAUAAGCACAGAUAACUUUACUUUAGAUGUGGGUUUUUUUUGGCAUUUUCGCCAGUGGCUUGAGACAACUCGCAAUGUUAUGCAGGGCUAGAUCAGCCACUCAGUUUGCUUUACAAACAAUGAGGAAAAAUAUAGAGCCAUGUCUACUCCGAGGUGCCUUUCUGUUGUUUUUGAGGAAAUGAUAAAUGAGUACAGGGAUUAUGUCACGUUAAGCUUUACUACUGUUACGACUCCCGAAAGUGUCCUGACAGACAUUCCAGAAGUUCAAACUGUAUUUCAAGAUGAUGAAUGUUAAUGACAUUUAUUUUUGAAUUAAUGUGUUUUGUAUACUUUUUCAUGUUGAUGAGUAUAUUUUUGCUAACCACUUUUUUAAAUAAAUAAAAAUGGUGAAUAAGAAA
Messenger RNA from Triplophysa dalaica, 2489 nucleotides. RefSeq names its product arrestin domain-containing protein 2-like. The transcript has 8 exons. Gene Ontology annotation, cellular component: cytoplasm; plasma membrane. Bases 138 to 1361 code for a protein of 407 amino acids. NCBI's taxonomy places the organism in Eukaryota, Metazoa, Chordata, Actinopteri, Cypriniformes, Nemacheilidae. Gene Ontology annotation, biological process: protein transport. The record is from RefSeq and is a predicted model, not a curated record.